AUUCUAAAUACAUGUAUGAUUGAAAAAGAAUCAAAUUGUAUUUUUUACUCACUGGACUAACUUACACUUUGUUUUCAUGCUAACCAAUGGCGAGAUUUUCGAAGGACGAGAUCGCCACGGCGAACGCAUUAAAGCGUCAGGGCACUGCGGUCCAAGCGUUUGAUGCGUCUGACAACCUGCUAACUGGUUUCCAAAUCUGGACUGACGCGGCACCUAGUAUCAAGGAGGAUCCUUCUCUUCUCUUUGUAAAAUGCCUUGUACACCCCGGUUCUACACGUGAGAAGUUGAUAUGCUCGCAGAUUGAGCCUGCUCCUCCUGCUGGACAGGAGGACAAGACCUUCGAGGUUCCUUUGGCCAAUGCGUGGAACACCAAUAUGUCUAUUGACCCUAUGACUUAUGGUGAUAUUGGUAUGCUUCCUCAGACCAACAUUCCAUGUGUUUUGGACUACCUUCGUCACCGUUUCAUGAACAACCAAAUUUACAGCACAGCUGACCCUCUUUUGGUUGCUAUUAACCCUUUCAAGGACCUUGGAAAUGCUACUGAUGCUGUGAUUCGUGAAUACAAGACAGCUGCUGACUCGUUGAAGCUGGCUCCUCAUGUCUUCCGCACUGCUCGUAUGGCUUUGGAGAAUGUCUACGACUACAAGUACUCGCAGACCAUUAUUGUGUCUGGUGAAUCCGGUGCUGGUAAGACUGAAGCCACCAAGCAGAUGAUGCGUUACUUCGCUUACAGCCAGAAGGGUGAGACUAGUGGUAAGAUUCAGACUGCCAUUAUGGCUGCCAACCCCGUGCUUGAGGCCUUCGGUAAUGCCAAGACCAUUCGCAACAACAACUCAUCUCGUUUCGGUCGUUUCAUGCAGCUUGAUGUAUCAGAAGAAGGUGGUAUUCGUUACGGUUCAGUCGUUGCCUUCUUGCUGGAGAAGUCACGUAUCAUCACUCAGGAUUCGGACGAGCGUUCAUACCACAUUUUCUACCAGUUUUUGAAGGGUGCCACUCCUGAAAUGCGUAACAAGUACAAACUGAAGGGUCUUAACGAGUACAAGUUUUUGAACCCCAACUGCUUGGACGUUCCUUCCAUUGAUGAUGUUGCUGACUUUAAGGAGGUGUUGGAGUCCUUCAAAAACAUGGGUUUGGGUGAGAGUGAAAUUGAUACCAUUCUUUCUGUUCUUUCUGGUGUAUUGUUGAUGGGUAAUGUGGAGAUUGGUGCUACAUCCGUGGAUGGUAUUGAUGACGCUGCUAUGAUUGUUAACAAGGAUGUUUUCAACACUGCUUGUAAUUUGCUUUACCUAGACCCUGCUCUCCUCGAAACUGAGCUUACAGUCAAGAUUACUAGUGCUGGUAACAACCAGAUUAAAGGCCCCCGUAAGAAGCAGGAUGGUGAGGUGUUGAAGACCAGUGUUUGCAAGGCCAUCUAUGAGCGUUUGUUCCUUUGGUUGAUUCGUAACCUUAACCGUUCCAUUGAGCCUCCUACAGGUUUCAAGACCUUCAUUGGUAUGCUUGAUAUUUUCGGUUUUGAGGUCUUCAAGAACAACUCGUUGGAGCAGCUUUUCAUUAACAUUACUAACGAAAUGCUUCAGACAAACUUUGUCGACAUUGUAUUCAAGCGUGAGGCUGCUUUGUACACCAACGAGGGCAUUCCAAUCCCUGAGUUGAAGUACACCAGCAAUGCUGACAUUAUUGAGGUACUAUGCUCCAAGGGCAAGUCUAUCUUGUCCCUUUUGGAGGACCAGUGUCUUGCACCAGGUGGUACGGAUGAGAAUUUGGUAAGCUCCUGCAACAACCAGCUCAAGGACAACUCCAAGUAUUCUCCAGCUAAGGUCGGUGCUAAGUUGAACUUCACCGUUACUCACACUAUUGGUACUAUUUCUUACAACGCCCAGUCGUUUAUAUUCAAGAACAAGGAUGUGCUAACAGCUGAGUUGGUUGAGUGUGUCAAUGCCUCUCCUAAUGAGAUGAUCAAGGGAUUGUUCGAGAACGUUGUUGUAACUCGUGGCAAGUUGGCUAAGGGUCAACUUAUUGGUUCCCAGUUCAUGUCACAGCUGGACGCUUUGAUGAAGUUGAUCAACAGCACCGAUUCCCACUUCAUUCGAUGUGUGAAGCCUAACGAGAGUAAGCAGCCUCUUGACUUCAACAGCGUCAAGAUUUUGGUACAACUUCACGCUUUGAGUAUUAUAGAGGCCUUGCAGCUUCGUAAGUUGGGUUACUCCUACCGUCGUCCUUACGAAUCCUUUUUGGAGCAGUACAAGUACCUCGAUUUGUCCAUCACUAAUGACAAGUCACUUGACCCCAAGGUUGCCGCUGAGCGUCUCAUAACAUCAGUUGGUGUUUCCAAGGAUCAGUAUGCCUUUGGUAAGAGCAUGAUGUUCUUGACCCAGAAAUUGGCCAAGGAGCUUACUGCCAUCCAGCGCCAGCGUUUGAGUGUAUGGGAGCCUAUUACUGCAAUGAUUGAUGCCUGGAUAACUCGUCAGAUGGCUAAAAAGAGCCUAAUGUCGGCUGUGGAGGACAUUGUUCGCCUGCAAGCUCACUUGCGCCGUCACAUUGUGGAGAGCAGGGUGACCCCUAGUCCCGAUAGGAUGGUGAAAAUGCAGAUGACUUCAUAGAAUAGAUAUGAAUUGUAC
Messenger RNA from Babesia bovis T2Bo, 2618 nucleotides. Its product is annotated as myosin A. Gene Ontology annotation, cellular component: vesicle; myosin complex; cytoplasm. Gene Ontology annotation, molecular function: actin filament binding; microfilament motor activity; ATP binding. The transcript has 3 exons. Gene Ontology annotation, biological process: actin filament organization; vesicle transport along actin filament. Lineage: Eukaryota; Apicomplexa; Aconoidasida; Piroplasmida; Babesiidae. The record is from RefSeq and is a predicted model, not a curated record. The coding region runs from base 87 to 2600 and encodes 837 amino acids.